Messenger RNA from Eubalaena glacialis (North Atlantic right whale), 5420 nucleotides. It is a transcript of the gene PRKAB1, whose product is annotated as protein kinase AMP-activated non-catalytic subunit beta 1. The transcript is spliced from 14 exons. Gene Ontology annotation, cellular component: nucleotide-activated protein kinase complex; cytoplasm; nucleus. Gene Ontology annotation, molecular function: protein kinase binding. Lineage: Eukaryota; Metazoa; Chordata; Mammalia; Artiodactyla; Balaenidae. The record is from RefSeq and is a predicted model, not a curated record. Gene Ontology annotation, biological process: signal transduction. Bases 311 to 1123 code for a protein of 270 amino acids.
GUCGCUUUGCGCAAGUGCCGGAAGCGGAAGUUGUUAAGACGUGGGGGAGUUCUUGGGAGAGGGUCGGGUUAUCCUAGCGUUCGGUGUGUUCGCUCUGCGGCAGCCUGAGCAUCAGGUAAAGCGCAUUUGUGAGACUUAGGCAGCCCUGCUACCCGGCUGAAGCCGGAUCCCGAGCCCUAGCCUGAGGGGUGUGGUACCCGGUGCUCCGACUCUUUCCUAGGGUCCUGGUGGAGGUACCGGGAGUCACUUGUCCCUCCCUUGGAGUGAGGCCCCCCCGUCCGGCUUCCCGGUGUCCCCGUAGACCUCCGCCAUGGGCAACACGAGCAGCGAGCGCGCUGCGCUGGACCGGCAGGGCGGCCACAAGACGCCCCGAGGGGACAGCUCGGGGGGCUCCAAGGAUGGGGACAGGCCCAAGAUCCUGAUGGACAGCCCCGAGGACGCUGACCUCUUCCACUCCGAGGAAAUCAAGGCUCCGGAGAAGGAGGAGUUCCUGGCCUGGCAGCACGAUGUGGAAGUGAAUGACAAAGCUACUGCCCAGGCUCAGCCAACCGUGUUUCGAUGGACCGGGGGCGGAAAGGAAGUUUACUUAUCUGGGUCCUUCAACAAUUGGAGUAAACUUCCCCUCACAAGAAGCCACAAUAACUUCGUAGCCAUCCUGGACCUGCCCGAAGGAGAGCAUCAGUACAAGUUCUUCGUGGAUGGUCAGUGGACACACGACCCUUCUGAGCCGAUAGUGACCAGCCAGCUUGGCACAGUAAACAACAUCAUUCAAGUGAAGAAAACUGACUUUGAAGUAUUUGAUGCUUUGAUGGUGGAUUCCCAAAAGUGCUCCGAUGUGUCUGAGCUGUCCAGUUCCCCCCCAGGACCCUACCACCAGGAGCCCUACGUCUGGAAGCCAGAGGAGCGGUUUAAAGCACCACCCAUCCUCCCGCCGCAUCUUCUCCAGGUCAUCCUGAACAAGGACACGGGGAUUUCCUGCGAUCCAGCUUUGCUCCCUGAGCCCAACCACGUCAUGCUGAACCACCUCUAUGCACUUUCCAUCAAGGACGGAGUGAUGGUGCUCAGCGCGACCCACCGGUACAAGAAAAAAUACGUCACCACCUUGUUAUACAAGCCCAUAUGAAGAGCUGGGAGCCGGCCAUGGGCCCCGGGAGCAGCGUGCACCGCCGGGCUCCACGCGUGCAUGCUUCUCGCUAGACAGGAUGGACUGUAAAUUUCCCAUUUCACGCUCUUCAGAAGACAUUUCAUAGCCGCCCUACUCCUACUUGAAGCAACACAAAAGGAAGUCCCCCGUGGUCCAGAAGACUGCUAACAGACCCAGGUGAAAGUCUUUAUACCCAAGAAGCUAAAAGUAAUGGAGAUUAUUUCAUGGAUAUGGAACAGGAGACCCUGUUUGGUCCAAAUCACAGGAGCAAAGCCACACUGAGGUGUCCUAUGACCCAGUGCUACAGACUGCAGCUUGUGGCCGGUGAGUUGGCAAGUCCCAGAGGGUCUUGGUUCGGCGGGAGCUAUGGGAUGGAACUAGUGCAUCGGCAGAGCAACCCAAGGGGGCGGCCAGGUCGGGGGGCAGCGCAUGCAGUGAACCGCCGUGCAGAACUCCUGGGGCUCUCUUCCCACCCCGGGGAGCCGGGGAGAGUGCGCCAUCACGACAGGAGAUCAAGAUGAGGAGUUGGGUUUUCUGGCUGAGAUUUAUACUGAAGACUGGUCCCAGACCUAGGAGCAGGAGGAGGAGGGCAGAGGUCAGAAAUCGCUGUGCUCACUUUGCAAACAGGAAGCCCAGACUGGGGUGUGCAGGAGCACGUGGCCUCUCCUUCCUGCGCUGAGCCGAGCGCGACCGGCACAGCUACCCCUCCGAGCUCGCAAAACUCACCACAGAGUCCCCAACACUACUCCCGCAGACUCCGAAGUACGGUAGUGCCGCCCCUUCCCUACAACAGUGGCCCCUCGGGGAUGAGGAGGGCGCCUCACUCACCUUGUUGACCUGGGACAGCGGGGUCCUCACGGCUCCCACGGGCAGCCGGCCCCUGCUGCCGUCCUCAAACAGCCUCCCGGGGGAGCGCUCCCUGCGCGUGCUGAGCAUCCGGCCGGGGGACUUCUCCCGCUCCAGGGGGCGGCCCGGAGACUUGUCCCUGCGCAGCUCGGUCCGCCCCUCGCGGUAGCGGUGCGGCGUGCCGGGCUCUCGCGGGUGGCUGGGGCCUUCGGGAGGCGCCGGGCUGGAGGCCACGCGCUUGGUGAUGUGCUCGUUGUACGUCGGCGGGCCUCGCUUGUUGGGGCUGCGGCAACGGGAGAGGAAGGUGGGGAGCUGAGCCGUCACAACCCAACGGGGCAGCUUCCUCCUCCUCUGAGCCACCCGUGCCCCCGUCUCACCACGCGUUAUUGGAAAAAGACCCCACCGGGAAUUCUUCGAGCUGCUUAUCUCGACAGUGAGGCCAGGGAAAGAAGGCAGAGGUACCUUAACUCAUCAGAUCACCCUAACAGCAGCUCUGCAAGCUAGGAACAGCUGUGACCCUCAUCGCACAGACAAGAAGCUGGAGACACAGAGAGGCUGCGAUUCCAGUGCAGCCCUGGAUAUGUCAGAUGAAGAUCUCACCAGACACGGCCCUAACCACCUCUCUGAAGAAGCAAGAUCGAGAAACACAGACAGACAGGACUGACACACAGCCUUCGGCAUCAGUUCCCUCCCACCCCUGAUGAGCAGCCAAGCUCAAAAUGUGGAAAUUCCAACAACCCACGCUCAGAAAGCCAGAACUUUCUUGUGUGUGCAGCAGUAAAAUUUGAGAUAAAACUUGAUUUCAAGAGGUCGAAAUCUGAGCUAUCUUCAUCUCUUGUCAUGUGGCUUUGUGAUACAGAAGACAAAAAAAGAAAUUUCAAGUAAGAGAGUAUCAUGUUAAGCCGAUUUGUAAUGGAAGAGAAAUUAUAAAGCGUGUCAGGGGCCCAUCGUAAAGCAAGCUCACUGCCCAGAGGAAGAAAAGUGACUCAAGGAAGGCCAUUCAAGAAGUCAGCUUAGGUUGACGGGAUAAAGGAAAACUCUCGUCAUUCUGCGCGGAGCGGGCCAUUUUCCAUCUCCAAAUCCCUUAAUGACCAGUGCUCUACCACAUCAAUUUUAUGUUUGUUUCUUGCAAAGAGUUACAUUUCCUGCUCUGCUAAACAAACAGACCGGGGCAGUGCAGCCUUCAGUGAAUCACAUUCUCCCAAGCUGGCCUUCUACAUUCUGGACCUGCCCAAAGCAGACAGCAACAAAAAGUUGAGGUUUUAUAAGCCAAGAGACAACUAAAGGAAACUGCUGGUUUUCCAGACAUGCCUGGCAGCAGCAGGAAAACAACAGCAUUAUUUCUGCCCCUUGUUCACAGGAACUAGAACCAUUUUCCACGACAGAAUAAGUUAACUCCUUACAGAGACACCAUAUCAUCUCAAAAGGAAGGUGCCUGGCCAUCUAACUAGUGAGGCAGUGGAGAAAAAAAAAAAAAUCUAAUUACAGUACUUGGGUUGGUUCUUGGAAACUAAAUAAAAUCUAGACAUUGUCAGGAGAGGACUACAGCCCUUUGAGCAGUCGCUCCUGAGGCAGGAUCAAGCCAAAAAGAGUGAGAAGCAGCUGGUUAUUCAGCACUUCUGGUUUUCCAGCAAGUUCCUGGGACUAAAAUCACACUGCUCAAACAUUUCUGACCAACACUUACAUUUCAACAAAAGAAACAGACACUAUUCGUUAGGACAUAGUCUCAGAACAUUAAAUUGACGACUCUCUUUUCUAAGAUCUAAGCAGCAUUUCAUAACAUUAGAGGUGGUUCCUCCACCAAACUGAGUCCCUUGAGAAUAAAAACCAUCUUGUCUUCAGCUGUGUAGCCCCAGACAUUGUGUCUGGCACAUGGUAGGGGGUCCACAUAACUCUUUAUAGGGUAGACAUGUGGGGUUUGUAGACCAGUCCACAAAAUUAAAACCCUAGGUCAAUUAAAUAUUCCCCUGGGGUAAAUAAGCUUAUCUCCUUUGUGGACCAGGAUCUUAAAAUUACACAUCUCAGACCUACACAUCGAACUGAAUCUGGCUCCAAGCCCUGGGUGUCAAGACAAAGCCAGUCCCACUUCCACACACUGCUGGUGGGAUAACUAAAGGGUACAGCCUCUAGGGAGGAAAACUCACCAACAUCUAUCAAAAUUACCAACGCCCAUCAAUUCCUUUUCUAGGAAUUCAUCCUCCAGAUAGAUUCAUAAGCAUGCAAAAUGAAUGUACAAAUUCAUUUACUACAGCAACAGACUGGAAACAACCCAAACAGCCACUGAUAAAGGCGCAGUUAAAUAAGGUAUAGUCAUGUGAACGAAUGCUAUGCAGGUGUAAAAAAAAAAAAAAAAAACCAGAAGAAAUACUUCGGAUACUGACGUGGAGCAAUCUCUAAGACACAGAAGAGUGUGCACAGCAUGCUAUCGCCUGUAUUAGAAGAAGGGGAAGAGCACUUCCAGAAUGGCAGAGUAAGGACUUCCCGAAAACCUGUUUCUCCAUAGAAACAAGAACACUGGCAAAAUUGUCAAAAUCAACUUUUUGGAACUCUGGAAAUUAACCAAAGUCUUGCAACAAUUCAAAGAGUGUUUAUGAAAGAAAAUGUGCAAUAUUCACCACCCCUGUCUCCCCAGAUCUGCAGUAGUUUUGAAACCAACAGCCUUGUAACCAGCUGUGAAAAGCAGCACCCUGGUAACCCCUGGAGGGAGUACAUUAGGACUGGAGCGCCCCAAAGCCCCAGCCUCAGAAAACGGUCACUAUCUGACCGAUCUGGCUCCUCCCUGGAAAAAGACCAUCCUCAGGGCUUGUUUUUAAUUGAGCUGAUUCAGGUCUUCCUCUAGAGAAAUGCCCUAUCUCUAGACGUUCACCAAAAAAAAAAAAAAAUCAAUGGCUACUGUUUAACAUGGCAAAUGCCUGAGGCAGUAAGACCAGUGGGGGAAAACAAGAGGCUAGCUACAACACUCAAAAGGAAGUCCUGCAUAUUCCUGGGGAUCUGUAAGGCCACACACACACACACACACACACACACACACAGGUAAACCUGUCACAUACCCAGGAAAAACCUACGAAGGCCUCAGUCUGUCAGCCACAGCUGACUCUGAGUGCUGAAGGUGUGCCCCAAAACACACACAAACACACACGGUCGCUCAGCAAAGGGUGGGUUCAGUGCAUUUAAGGAAAUCUCUUUCUAGUCAUUCAGCUGACCACUACCCUAACCAAGCAGAAACUUCAAUGGCUGCACAUAACAAAGGACACAGACUACAGAAUUAGUACAAGAGUCACUAAACAAACAGCGACAACAACACACCCAGGGAGGGGAAGGGGGAGCUGAUUUUCAGAACUGCCACGUUGUAUUAUUUGAAAUGUUCAGUUUUCAACAAGAAAAAAUUUACAAGACAUUCCAAGCAAGAGUAAAUAAAGUACAGCCCAUA